AUGUCGAAAACUGCUUCCCUUCCCUCUGAAAUCACCGCCGCCCUCCCGUUAGGGUACACUAUCCGAGAGCUUCAAAAAAAGGACAAGGCGGAGGUUUUGGAAGUUCUAACGGUCCUUACCACUGUUGGUGAUAUUACAAACGCCGCCUGGGAUGAGCGAUUUGAGUAUAUCUCUAAGCAUGACGACACAUACACCAUCCUAUGCAUUAUCGACGACGAGGGGAAAGUUUGUGCUACAGGAAGCCUUAUCAUAGAACGGAAAUUCAUCCGCAAUUGUGGGCUUGUUGGCCAUAUUGAGGAUAUUGCGGUUGCAAAGGACCAACAGGGCAAAAAACUUGGACUACGGAUGAUCAAUGCUCUGGACCACAUUGCGGAGAAGGCUGGCUGUUAUAAGUCGAUCCUGGACUGCUCAGAAAACAAUAGAGGCUUCUACGAGAAAUGCGGAUUCAAAUUCGCCGGGAUUGAAAUGGCCCAUUAUUAUAACAAAUAA
Orbilia oligospora ATCC 24927 is the source of this 489-nucleotide messenger RNA. RefSeq lists its product as uncharacterized. The transcript is spliced from 3 exons. The coding region runs from base 1 to 489 and encodes 162 amino acids. Gene Ontology annotation, cellular component: endoplasmic reticulum-Golgi intermediate compartment; Golgi apparatus; endoplasmic reticulum. The record is from RefSeq and is a predicted model, not a curated record. NCBI's taxonomy places the organism in Eukaryota, Fungi, Ascomycota, Orbiliomycetes, Orbiliales, Orbiliaceae. Gene Ontology annotation, biological process: UDP-N-acetylglucosamine biosynthetic process. Gene Ontology annotation, molecular function: monosaccharide binding; glucosamine 6-phosphate N-acetyltransferase activity.